AUGUCAGAGUUAUCUGCAACACCUAAAAGUACAUUAAUUGGCUGUGAUGAAAAUGAAUUAUUGCAUUAUCUGCAUGAUCGUUACACAGCUAAUCAUAUUUAUACUUAUGUUGGGUCAAUUUUAAUUGCUGUGAAUCCACAUCAACAAGCCGAUAAUUUAUUUGUACAUGUAUUAUUUGUAAAUGAAAUCUUAUUUUUUGAUUUAUAUAAAGUUGAUUGGCAAAUUGAAUAUGAAGAAUUAAAAGAAGAACCAGUUAUAAUAUCAAGUUUUGGUCAAAUACAAAUUCUUACAAAAGAGUCAAAGAAAGCUGGAUCACUUGAAUCAUCUAGUUCUUAUGUGAAAAUGUUUAGAUAUCGAAAUAAAUCUGAAGCUCAAUAUAUUGUUGAUAAAAUAACUAAUGUUAUGAUGCAUACAAUCCUUUAA
This is a messenger RNA of Rotaria sp. Silwood1, 423 nucleotides long. Lineage: Eukaryota; Metazoa; Rotifera; Eurotatoria; Philodinida; Philodinidae. The record is from the annotation of a GenBank genome assembly.